Cylicostephanus goldi is the source of this 470-nucleotide messenger RNA. The record is from the annotation of a GenBank genome assembly. NCBI's taxonomy places the organism in Eukaryota, Metazoa, Nematoda, Chromadorea, Rhabditida, Strongylidae.
AUGGCUGCUCAUGCGGAUAAGCCUCAUGCUUACCUAGCUAUGCUUGCUUUGCUAGUCGGACAGCCGGUAAAAGAUCUUCGAUUUUGUGAAAGCUUCAAUGUGGAUCAGAUUUGGACGCAUGUUUUUGGAUUGUCUCUGAACAGCUCUGUUUAUGAGGCCAUAAGAUCAUCCGAAUUCUGCUACGAUGCACUAAUCCCUCUUCUAGCUAUGGUUAGGGCCUGCAUUUUUUCUGGAAAUGAUGCGCUACAAGGAUGGCAUGUUGAUUAUCCCUCUGCAGUCAUACAGAUGAUCACCUUUUUGUACCAGAACUCGCCGAAUUUCUUUUCUAUAGCCCAUUCAGAGGAAUUCGUGCUCGCAAUGUUUUCAUCCCUCAUCCAGGACACCAAUGCUAUGGGAAUGCGAUCUGAGGCAGCUGAUAGAAACUUAGUGGGCACUCCAGAUCCAGAGAAAGUGCAAGCUGGUAUGUAACG